UAAAAUGUUCCAAACGACGAUCAGACACCGAUUAUUCGAGAUUCGAGACAGAAAGAGCGGAACAUGGCGACGUGGUGUGGCGCAAGUUGUUUUUGAUUUCAUCGUGUUUACAAAGGAUCGGAGUUCGUACGAGCAAAGCUCCAACUUUACCGUGCUGAGUAAUUGAGGCAACACCCGGCAACACGUGACAACGUCAGAAAUAUGAAUUACAAUCACUCGAACGCACGCCGAGGAAAACCAAAGAGGUUGUUGGAUCCUUCGACUGGUUUAUCUGCACCAACUCCUCCAAUGGCACAGAAUCCGUAUAUGUAUAAUCAACAGGUGCCUGUGAAUAAUGGUGCGAUGCCAGAAUAUGGCUUCAACGUUUCUGGACAGGGACCACCUUCGUAUGGAUUCAAUCCACAGAUGUCAAAUUAUCCAUCCAGCGAUAAUCAAGGAGCGGAGUUUGCGAGUCCACAAUUUGCGACGCAAUUCUUGGCUCAGCCAGUUGUUACAGACAUGGCUAUGCAGUAUGGAAAUGCAUUGGUUGGUACUGGAAAACAGCAUCUCGAAAAAUAUGUGCCAAUUACAGCAUUAAAAUAUUACUUUGCGGUGAACACCGAUUACGUCUUUGCGAAAUUAAUGCUGCUGUUCUUCCCAUUUACGCAUAAGGACUGGUCUGUAAAAUACGAACAAGAUGUACCAUUGCAACCACGAUACGAAACUAACGCACCAGAUAUGUAUAUUCCUACAAUGGCGUUUUUCACAUAUGUCGCUAGCGCAGGAUUAGUGUUAGGCGUGCAGGGACGUUUCACUCACGAACAAUUAGGUAUACUAGCCAGCUCCGCGCUUGCUUGGGGCUUGAUCGAAUUGCUCGUUCAUAUGGUGAGUUUGUACGUGAUGAAUCUCCAAACGAGUCUGGCGACGUUAGACUUGUUGGCAUAUUGCGGUUACAAAUACGUCGGAAUCAAUGCGGCACUGUUGAUAUCGUUGCUAUUUCGGAAGUUUGGCUACUACGUGAUGCUAUUAUACUUCAGUGCUUCUCUAGCUGUCUUUCUGAUGCGAUCGUUAAAAUUAAGAGUCAUUCCACAAGGCCAUUCGUACACAGCCUCUGGUAAUAAAAGGCGGCUUUACUUUAUAUUGUCUUUGGCUGGUAUGCAGCCUGUUCUAAUGUGGUGGUUGUCGUACCAUCUGAUUUAAAGAGAAAAAAAAAUGCAAUAAGCUUAUAAAAACAGCGAAAAGGAAGCGAGAGAUGAAAGGGAAAAGUGUAUAUUUAUUAUUUGGUUACUAAUAUCACAUGUACAUUUUUUGUAAUAAAAAAUCCAACACGAUUAUAUUAUCACUUAGCUA
This is a messenger RNA of Wasmannia auropunctata (little fire ant), 1329 nucleotides long. It is a transcript of the gene Yif1, whose product is annotated as protein YIF1B. Gene Ontology annotation, biological process: endoplasmic reticulum to Golgi vesicle-mediated transport. Lineage: Eukaryota; Metazoa; Arthropoda; Insecta; Hymenoptera; Formicidae. The transcript is spliced from 4 exons. Bases 202 to 1179 code for a protein of 325 amino acids. Gene Ontology annotation, cellular component: endoplasmic reticulum-Golgi intermediate compartment; endoplasmic reticulum membrane; COPII-coated ER to Golgi transport vesicle. The record is from RefSeq and is a predicted model, not a curated record.